This is a messenger RNA of Solanum stenotomum, 1436 nucleotides long. RefSeq names its product 3-ketoacyl-CoA synthase 6-like. The transcript has a single exon. The coding region runs from base 28 to 1386 and encodes 452 amino acids. Gene Ontology annotation, biological process: fatty acid biosynthetic process. Gene Ontology annotation, molecular function: acyltransferase activity, transferring groups other than amino-acyl groups. Gene Ontology annotation, cellular component: membrane. The record is from RefSeq and is a predicted model, not a curated record. Lineage: Eukaryota; Viridiplantae; Streptophyta; Magnoliopsida; Solanales; Solanaceae.
UCCACCUUCAAUUUUCUUUUAAUCCUCAUGGAACUAACCAAACUUCUCUGUCUUUUCAUCUUCUUUACUAUAGAAGCUCUGCUUAUUCUUCUACAAGCAGAGCUCAACAUGUUUCAUCUUGUGAUCCUUUCAUGUUACAUUUUCCUCUUAAUCUUGAAAUCAAGACCUUCACCAAUAUACCUUGUAGACUAUUCAUGUCUAAAGCCACCAAGUAUCUGUCAAAUUCCUCACUCAACUUUCAUCGAACAUACCCGAAAUUUCAUGGAUAAACAGAGCAUAACUUUCAUGACUAAAAUCUUGAAUCAAUCAGGACAAAGUGAUGAAACAUAUAUACCUCCUGCACUUCAUUACAUUCCACCAAAAUCAGACUAUCAAGAAGUUAUUAGUGAAGUGCACAUGGUGCUUUUCCCUGUAUUUGAAGACCUUUUGGCUAAAACCAAGCUCACCCCACGUGAUAUCGAUGUUUUAAUUGUCAAUUGCAGUGGAUUUUGCCCUGCCCCAUCCCUUUCUUCCAUCAUUGUAAACAAAUUCGGCAUGAGAGAAGACAUUAAAAGUUACACAAUUAGUGGCAUGGGUUGCAGUGCUAGCGCGUUAGCUAUUGACAUAACUCAAAACAUAUUUAAAUCUCAUAAGGACUCAAUAGCUGUUGUCCUUAGCACAGAGAUUUUAUCUACAGGUUGGUAUCCUGGAAAAGAACCAUCAAUGCUCGUUAUUAAUUGCUUAUUCCGAAUGGGUGCUGCUGGGAUUUUAAUUUCAAAUAAAAAAGAAUCGAAAAACAGAGCAAAAUACGAGCUUGUUAAAACUCUAAGAACUCAGAGAGCUUAUGAUGACAAGGGGUAUUUUUCUGCGUAUCGCGAAGAGGAUACAGAUGGAUAUACUGGAGUUACACUAAAGAGAAACUUAUUGGAAACAGCAGGAGAAACACUUAGGUCUAAUAUAACAAUUCUUGGUUCACAAAUUUUGCCUUUUACUGAGAAAAUUUUGUAUGGGGUUUCAAUCUUGAAAAAGAAAAUGGUAGACAAAAAAUCAAGUGUAGAUAUUUAUGUGCCUAAUUUUAAGUCUGUUAUAAAUCAUUUUUGUUUACCAACUUCAGGAAGGGCAGUGAUAAAUGAGAUAGGAAAAGGGUUGAAUCUUGGUGAGAGUGAUAUGGAAGCUGCUUUGAUGACAUUGCAUAGAUUUGGGAAUCAAUCUUCUUCUUCUUUGUGGUAUGAAUUGGCAUAUUUGGAGGCUAAAGAAAGGGUGAAAAAAGGUGUCAAAGCUUGGAUGCUUGGGAUGGGAAGUGGUCCUAAGUGUAUUAGUAUAAUUUGGGAAUGUAUUAGGCCCAUUUGUGGGGAAGCCCAAAGAGGUCCAUGGGCUGAUAGUAUUGAUGGAUAUCCCUUAGGAUGAAUACGUACCAUCCUAAACAAUUCGGUCAACUAGUUUACGAAAUAUAUGCA